UUCCCCGCAGAGAGUCAAUUUCAGAUUCAAUAGUGCGGUGUUGAGAGGGAAGAACUGGGAGCUCCCACUGCCACCAUUUGGGAAGGGCUGAGAUGUUGGCGUCCGUAAGGUUAGAGAAACGAAUGGAAAUAGGCAAAAGCACAAGGCGGGCUGCAACUCAGGGCAAGGCAACAGUGCUUGCUCUUGGUAAGGCCUUCCCUAGCAAUGUCGUUUCCCAGGAAAAUCUCGUGGAGGAGUAUCUCCGUGAAAUCAAAUGCGAUGACCUUUCUAUCAAAGACAAGCUGCAACACUUGUGUAAAACCACAACUGUGAAAACACGCUACACAGUCAUGUCUCGGGAGACGCUGCACAAAUACCCUGAGCUAGCAACUGAGGGUUCCCCAACCAUCAAUCAGAGGCUUGAGAUCGCAAACGAGGCGGUUGUGCAGAUGGCAUAUGAAGCUAGCUUGGUUUGCAUCAAGGACUGGGGAAGGGCAGUGGAAGAUAUCACUCAUCUUCUCUAUGUUUCCUCCAGUGAGUUCCGUUUGCCCGGAGGUGACCUCUACCUCUCGGCACAGCUGGGCCUUAGCAACGAGGUUCAGAGAGUGAUGCUGUAUUUUCUGGGAUGCUACGGAGGUCUGAGCGGGCUGCGCGUGGCCAAAGACAUUGCUGAGAACAACCCUGGGAGCCGGGUGCUGCUCACCACCUCUGAGACUACGGUUCUGGGGUUCCGCCCGCCCAACAAAGCUCGCCCUUAUGACUUAGUCGGGGCUGCACUCUUUGGAGACGGAGCCGCUGCCCUGAUCAUCGGAGCAGACCCUACAGAGUCCGAAUCUCCCUUCAUGGAGCUUCACUGUGCUCUGCAGCAGUUCCUGCCUGGAACGCAAGGGGUGAUCGACGGGCGGCUGUCAGAAGAGGGCAUAAGCUUCAAGCUAGGAAGAGACCUCCCUCAGAAGAUCGAAGACAAUGUCGAGGAGUUCUGCAAGAAGCUGGUGGCAAAGGCGGGUUCUGGCUCUGGUUUGUUGGAUUUCAAUGACCUUUUCUGGGCAGUUCAUCCGGGUGGACCCGCCAUCCUGAGUGGGAUAGAGACAAAGCUGAAGCUGAAGCCGGAAAAGCUGGAAUGCAGCAGACGGGCGUUGAUGGAUUAUGGGAACGUAAGCAGUAACACCAUCUUCUACAUAAUGGAAAAAGUGAAAGAGGAGCUUGAGAAGAAAGGCACAGAGGGAGAAGAAUGGGGUUUGGGAUUAGCUUUCGGACCAGGAAUCACCUUCGAAGGCUUUCUCAUGAGGAGUCUUUAAAUGUUUAUGACUAUGAGCCGGAGAUUUGUAAACAAGUAAAAAUAGUAUGAGAAUCGGCACGUUAACUAUUCAUGAACCAAUGCCAAUUACAGUGAUUCUAGGACACUCGGUUAAAAGUAAUAGGCCUUCAUGCAUCCACGUAGUAAUAUAGUUUCAUCCUUGCAAAA
Messenger RNA from Camelina sativa (false flax), 1444 nucleotides. The record is from RefSeq and is a predicted model, not a curated record. Lineage: Eukaryota; Viridiplantae; Streptophyta; Magnoliopsida; Brassicales; Brassicaceae.